AACUUCUACCUCCCUCCUGUGGACAAGAAUGCCGCCGAUUAUGCUUCGAAGCAAGAUCUUUAUGAAAAGAUUGUCCUCCUUGCUAGCAAGGGAUCUGAUCCUUUGGUACUCGCUACUCUUGAGGGUUACGUUCGUGAAGCUCUCCGUUUGGAUCCCGUCAUCGAAGGUGACAUUCCUGUUGGCCCUCUCGCCAGCAAGGCGGGGGAUAGGCUGUACUUCGACUUCGGCAAGGUCGGAAAAGACGAAUCGGCGUUUAGCAACCCUGAGAACAUCAGCCCUGAGGACGUCGAGCCUCAACCGUUUGUCACCCGCGUGGCUGCGGAGGUUCUUCGCGCUGGCGUGGCCGGUACUCUUCGACGAUACCGUGAGCCUGUUAUCACUGUCGACGACAAGGUUUCGAUCAAAAAUCAAAAACUUGUUCGUUACCAGAAAGUCGAUGAGGACGGCGAGCUCGUCGAUACUGAUUGGUAUGAGACUGUGAACGAGUACAAGCUUACUCCCGGCGAUCCGACGGAGGCGGCUGAUCGAUGGUCCUACCUUGAUCCCGAAAUCGGUCAUCAGCCCAGUCCUUGGGCUACGGGGCUCACCCUUACUUACGGCGCAUGAGGGCGGUAGCUUGCUGUCUCUGGAGUCUCAUAUUUCUGCUCUUUCUUGUUUUCUCUCGCAUGCGAAACUCUCUUGCUUUAACGAACUCCAUGUCGAUGGUGAUUUUUAAGGAGUGUGGAUGGAUUUUUACCAAUUUAGACUGAAAAUGAGAAUUCUGUGCUACCCAUCGGGACAAUGCGUCUUGCGUACUGAUUGUCAAACAGGGCGGACGCAGUUUUGCGUAUUCACAGAGGAUCUU
Molecule: messenger RNA, 844 nt
Organism: Cantharellus anzutake
Lineage: Eukaryota; Fungi; Basidiomycota; Agaricomycetes; Cantharellales; Hydnaceae
Exons: 7
Coding region: 29-481 (150 amino acids)
Source: RefSeq, a predicted model, not a curated record